This is a messenger RNA of Lolium rigidum, 1272 nucleotides long. RefSeq names its product BTB/POZ domain-containing protein At2g46260-like. Lineage: Eukaryota; Viridiplantae; Streptophyta; Magnoliopsida; Poales; Poaceae. The record is from RefSeq and is a predicted model, not a curated record. Gene Ontology annotation, molecular function: protein binding. The transcript has 5 exons. Gene Ontology annotation, cellular component: nucleus. Bases 1 to 1272 code for a protein of 423 amino acids. Gene Ontology annotation, biological process: response to red light.
AUGGCAGGAGGCGAGGCUUCUACGGGGGCGGGGGCGCGCGCAUGGCAGGAGGCAGAGGUGGACGCGGGCUUCGAGUUCGCCUUCAACAACGAGGCCUUCUCCGACAAGGUGCUCCAGAUAGAGGUCGUCGGCACCAAGGAAGACGCGCUCGGGUCCGGCGCCGACGCCGUCAGCCGCAAGCGCCGCCGCGAGGAAGCCCAAGGUGAUGAUGGGGAAGGUAUUAACUCUUCUCCUACUGUGUUGUGUACACCAAUUUUGCGAGUCAAUACCAUAAAAGUCAAUUCGGCAAUUCUUGCUGCAAAAAGUCCUUUCUUUUUUAAGCUUUUCUCAAAUGGCAUGAAGGAGUCUGAUCAGAUACAUGCAACACUUAGAAUUGCUGAUUCAGAGGAAAAUGCCUUCAUGGAGCUUUUACACUUCAUGUACAGUGAAAAGUUGACACCAACAACUGAUCCCACUCUUCUGCUUGAUAUCUUGAUGGCUUCUGAUAAAUUUGAAGUCAUUUCUUGCAUGAAGCUUUGCGGUCAGCGGCUCAUAGACCUGCCUAUGACAACAGAAUCUGCAGUGUUGUGCCUAGAGCUCCCUAGUUCCAUUUCAGUGCCAGCUGCCUUGACAGAAGCAGCAAAGAAAUUCCUUGCUGAAAGGUACAAGGAAUUCCUUUCAACAAAGUUCCAAGAUGAACUGAUGAGGAUCCCUCUAGCUGGGAUUGUAGCUGUCUUAUCGAGAAAUCGCCUCAAGAUUGCAUCUGAAGAAGCCGUCUACGAUUUUGUGCUCAGGUGGGCCGAUUCGCAGUACCCAAAUCCAGAAGAAAGACGCAGGAUCUUGAGUUCAUGUUUACUUCCACUAGCGCCACUAGUGCGUAGUAAGAUUAAUGACGUUCCAAUAAAUCAGCCGUCUUGCAUAGUUGACUUCACUCUAAAGCGUGAACAGUGCUCCGGCCUCUCCCCAUCAGGAUUGAUACGCUCGCCUCCAUUCUAUUGUGCGGGCCAUGGUUUCUUCCUGUCGGCGCACCGUAGUAUGGAGCCGGUCAACGUUUUUGGUCUUGUAAUACGGAAGCUAGAAGACAAGGGUCUAGUGAGGGGGACAAUGGAUUAUAAGUUUGAGAUCAAAAGAAGAUCAACGCUGGAGUUUGUCACCAUAUACAUGCACACCGCCAACACCGAUAGUAUGGAAAAUGUUGGAUUUACGGUUGAUUGGUCGCAGUUCAACAGAUCAUGCUUCAUCAACGACAGCCUCCAUCUGCGAGUUCACAUGAAGAUAAAGCCGCAACCAUAG